UUGCCGCUAGCCUGUCUCACCUCGCGGCCGGCAGCCUUGCGCGACGCGCCGCGCUCUUUCACAUUCAAAAUUAUUCGCAACCAUUGCAAAAACUCUCUGUGCAAUAAAAUUUUAAUUUUAUAUUUCGAUGCGGUCGCAAUUGGUCUUUCAAGCAGAGAGAUUGUUAAAUCAUUUAAAACAAAUUAAAGUGCCUUUAAAACUUUGAAUGCACUCCUCGUUGCAUGUCCCGCGCGCGUCGUUAUGAGAACCCCGUACCGGCGGUCACGUUGACGUCGCGCGGUGCCGCCAUAUCUGUCUCGGCCACUAUCUAGCAAAAUUAAUAGGCCCUGCUAAAAAGAUAGUGUCCCUUCACUACAAGAAUACAAUGACCCGCGCAUUCGGUUUUUGAAAUUUAUCCUUCACCGAUGGAAUGAGGAGUGCAAAAUACCAUUGUUUCACAUUUUCAUAUGUUUGAACAUCAUUUGUUUUUUUGUUUUUCGGACGAUUAGAGAGCAAUCAUUUUCUUCCAAAAUUACAAAAAUUACAAUUUAAAGAAUGGCGGAGGGUAAUGGAGAAAUAUCCAUUGAAGAGGUACCUGGGAAGGACUCCGAAGUUGGCCGAACACCGGAUUACCGCAAACUCAUCGACUAUGGCUUGGAUCCUAAGGUGGCUGCAAAGCUGGACGACAUUUAUAAGACUGGAAAGCUAGCGCACGCGGAGUUGGAUGAGCGUGCGUUAGAUGCCUUAAAAGAAUUUCCAUCCGACGGUGCUUUAAGUGUACUUGGACAGUUUUUAGAUUCAAAUCUCGAGCAUGUAUCUAAUAAGAGUGCCUAUUUAUGUGGAGUCAUGAAAACUUAUAGACAGAAAAGCAGAGCGGGUGUGCAGGGGGCGCCGGCGCUGGCGGCCGCGGUGCCGGCCAAGGGGCCCGACGAGGACAAGAUCAAGCAGAUCCUCGCUCGGACCGGGUACACGUUAGAUGUCACUACAGGUCAACGCAAGUAUGGCGGGCCUCCGCCGGGCUGGGAGGGCGGCACGCCCGGCGCCGGCUGCGAGGUGUUCUGCGGGAAGAUUCCCAAGGACCUCUACGAGGACGAGCUGAUCCCGCUGUUCGAGCGGUGCGGCACGAUCUGGGACCUGCGGCUGAUGAUGGACCCCAUGACGGGCACCAACCGCGGCUACGCCUUCGUCACCUUCACCACGCGCGACGCCACGCAGCGCGCCGUCAUCGAGCUCGAUAAUCACGAAAUAAAACCAGGGAAGACUCUGAGAAUUAAGAUUAGCGUUCCGAAUCUGCGACUUUUCGUCGGCAACAUUCCCAAGUCUAAAGGCAAAGAGGAGAUACUGGAAGAGUUUGGUAAAUUAACAGCUGGCCUCGUGGAAGUAAUAAUAUAUAGUUCGCCCGAUGACAAGAAGAAAAAUAGAGGAUUUUGUUUUUUGGAAUACGAGUCUCACAAAGCUGCGUCGCUAGCUAAGCGCAGGCUUGGCACCGGUAGAAUAAAGGUUUGGGGCUGUGAUAUAAUAGUGGAUUGGGCGGACCCUCAAGAAGAGCCCGACGAACAAACUAUGAGUAAGGUGAAGGUACUAUACGUGAGAAAUCUAACACAAGAGAUAUCAGAAGAGGCGCUGAAGGAGGAGUUCGAGCGUUACGGGACCGUCGAGCGAGUGAAGAAGAUCAAGGAUUACGCGUUCGUGCACUUCGAUGACCGGGACUGCGCAGUAAAGGCGAUGCAGGAGCUGGACGGCAAGGAGAUGGGCGGGGCGCGGCUGGAGGUGUCGCUGGCCAAACCGCCGUCCGACAAGAAGAAGAAGGAGGAGAUCCUGCGCGCGCGCGAGCGCCGCAUGAUGCAGACGCUUCACGUGCGCGGCGGAUUUGAUUGGUGCAGCUGCUCGCCCGUGCACGCGAUGCGCGGGCGCACGCCGCAGCCGCGUCCGCCGCAGCCCCGCCCAGACUAUGAUUAUGAUUACGACUAUUACGGGUACGGUGAUUACCGAGGUGGCUACAAUGAGCCAUUUUACCGGUACGAUGAGUUCUAUUUUGAUUACUCGGGGCCACCGCAACCGUCCGCCGUCCGCCAACCUCCCAACAGAGCGCAACCGGUAGAGAAUAUGUUAAGAAGACUUACUGACCCGCUUGGUAAAUGCCUCACUCAGGACGAUGAGCUCGGAAUCGGGCCCAACUCGCUUUACUACGAUCUAACCGGAGGCAUUCAGGGAGCUGGGUCGUGUGGGACGGGCGGGCGAUGGGCGCGGCGCGGGGGGGCGGCGGCGGGCGCGGCUGGGCCCCGCUGUGGUGCGCGGCGCGCCGCGCGUGGACGCCGCACGCCCAGCGCCAUUCGUGGCAACCCGCGCGCCAAGCCAAGUUUACCAGCAUGUUUGAUGGUUUGCGUCUAAUCUGGAUUAUGAUACUUUUGUAUAUCGGCAAACGUAAAUACGACGGGGGUCACCAGAACCAAGGGGGCGAGACGAAGCGGCGGCUAGGAGCGGCGGCGGCGGCGGCGGCCGGUUGGGGCGGGCCGCAGCCGGCGCCGAGCUAGUCCCCCGGGCCCGCGCACGGAUGACCCCUGUCUGGAGACACGACAAGCUGCGCAGGGGAGCCCUCGUCCGAAUGACGCGCCCGCUACGUCCGGUCCCCGCUCUGUACCGAGGGGAUCGCUCUUUUUCUAUAUAAAUGUGUUUUUUAUUUGAUUUUCAAUUUUCGAUUUUGUAACGCAUCGAUUCCGUAAAAAUCUUAAAGUAGGACGUUAUGAAAUGUUUCGAAUGUAAGUUUCCCGUUAUGCUUAUGUUUUUCAGUCGUAUUAGUCGUAUAUAUUAUUUAAUAUAUACUUUAUUAUACGUGAGGCGCGGCCGCGGUUGCCUGUUUGCGGUCGCGCGCUCGGGUCGACGACCCAUCGACUGUCUGUUUUUUUAAUACAUGUUAUUCAAUAUAUUUUAUUCCCGCGAACGCAUUUUGCGAUGUGAUGUGUAUUUUAGCAGUAAUUAUUAUAUUAUAAGGAGUUUGACUGUUGUUUUUGACAUACUUACAACUUAGGUUACAUGAGGAUGAAUUAAUGGAAUGAAAUGAACUCGACUCUAGCAAUUACGGCUAAAAUAAAACCACCCAUGUCUGUAUCGAUAACAUUUCCGACUUAGUUCCUGCUUUAGUUUUUUUGCUUUAUUUUUAUUACAUACAUAUUUCCCAUUAAAAUGCAUUAGUGUGAAGAAGUAGUAUUGUAAAGUCAGGAUUUCUGUAAUGUUUAUUAUACUCUACUAAACUUUUUUGUAAUUCGACCACAUAGCGCAUGUCCAUACUGUUAGAACUCGACUUGUAUCAAUCUUGUAUCAGUUUAAUAUGUGGAAUAAAUUUGCAAAACUGUGUUUGCCUUAUUAUAA
Molecule: messenger RNA, 3348 nt
Organism: Plodia interpunctella (Indianmeal moth)
Lineage: Eukaryota; Metazoa; Arthropoda; Insecta; Lepidoptera; Pyralidae
Gene: Syp
Product: Syncrip
Exons: 18
Coding region: 535-2370 (611 amino acids)
Cellular component (GO): ribonucleoprotein complex; nucleus
Molecular function (GO): mRNA binding
Source: RefSeq, a predicted model, not a curated record